UAGCAGGUGCCGGCAUGCACUGCUGGGCCCGAGCCUGGAGGGUCCUCCGUGGGGGGCUCGGUUCCCCAACUCCCAGCUUCUCCAGGGCACCUGUCGCCCUCAGCAGCAGCAGCAGCAGCACACGAGAACACUCCGAGUCGAGGCCUCUGCCACUGUCCUACAAGCUUCUGGACGGGGAGGCGGCCCUCCCGGCUAUCGUCUUUCUGCAUGGGCUCUUCGGCAGCAAAACCAAUUUCGCCUCCAUCGCCAAGGCGGUAGCCCAGCAGACAGGCCGAAGGGUGCUGACUGUGGAUGCUCGGAACCACGGUGACAGCCCCCACAGCCCAGAUGCCAGCUACGAGGCCAUGAGCCAGGAUCUGCAGGACCUCCUGCCCCAACUGGACCUGGUCCCCAGUGUCCUUAUUGGCCACAGCAUGGGAGGAAAGACGGCCAUGCUGCUGGCACUGCAGAGGCCAGAGCUGGUGGAGCGUCUAAUUGCCGUGGACAUCAGCCCAGUGGCGACCUCGUCUGUCUCACACUUUGUGACCUUCAUAACAGCCAUGAAGGCCAUAGACAUCCCGGAUAAGAUGCCCCGCUCCCAUGCCCGAAAACUGGCGGAUGAGCAACUCAGACCCAUUGUCCAGGACUUGACUGUGCGGCAGUUCCUGCUCACCAAUCUGGUGGAGGCAGACGGGCACUUUUCAUGGAGGGUGAACUUGGAUGUCUUGGCCCAGCACCUGGACAAGAUCAUGGCCUUCCCACAGCAACAGGAACCCUACUCUGGGCCAACCCUCUUCCUCCUCGGUGGAAACUCCCAAUAUGUACAGCCCAGCCACCACUCUGAGAUUAGGCGACUUUUUCCUCGGGCCCAGAUGCAAACCGUGCCUAAUGCUGGCCACUGGGUCCACGCUGACUGCCCACAGGACUUCAUGGCUGCCAUCCAAGGCUUCUUGGCCUAAGAGUUGCUGUGCCCUCUUCCUGCAUCCUGCCCUAUGUUCCCACACAGAAGGACUCAGGAGGGUGCUGAGUGGGCACAAAAAUGCAGAGGCAGGCAGACUACUAGUUUUAAUGAAUAAAGACAGU
Molecule: messenger RNA, 1062 nt
Organism: Castor canadensis (American beaver)
Lineage: Eukaryota; Metazoa; Chordata; Mammalia; Rodentia; Castoridae
Gene: Abhd11
Product: abhydrolase domain containing 11
Biological process (GO): lipid metabolic process
Cellular component (GO): mitochondrion
Molecular function (GO): carboxylic ester hydrolase activity
Source: RefSeq, a predicted model, not a curated record